GCGUGGGAGGGGGCUGGGAAGAGAGCAGGAAGCCAGGCCGCGGGCAGAGGAGGCUGCGGGGCCCCUCGCUGGAAAGGCAAACAGGAAGGACUGCCCCCUAAGCUCUGGGCUGCGGGCCGGGGAGUCUCCGCCGCGCGCCAGAGCUGCUGCUCCAGGCCGAGGGUAAGGAGGCGAGCCGGGAAGGGGUGGACUGGGGCGAGCUCCGCGGUUCCCCAACGCUCCAGCCUUCGGGACUCGCGCUGCUCUCCCGGCCUCGGCGCCACCGCCGUCCGCCCUUCCCCCGCGCCGCGGCGGGCCAUCCGCAGCCACCGCGAUGAAGGCAGGCUCAGGGGAUCAGGGGAGUCCCCCGUGCUUCCUGCGCUUCCCGCGGCCCGUGCGGGUGGUAAGUGGCGCGGAGGCCGAGCUCAAAUGCGUGGUCCUGGGGGAGCCGCCGCCCACUGUCGUGUGGGAGAAAGGCGGGCAGCARCUGGCGGCCUCGGAGCGCCUGAGCUUCCCGGCGGACGGCGCCGAGCAUGGCCUGCUGCUGAGCGGCGCGCUGCCCACCGACGCCGGGGUCUACGUGUGCCGCGCUCGUAACGCGGUCGGAGAGGCCUACGCGGCGGCCGCGGUCACCGUACUGGAGCCGCCGGCCCCCGAGCCUGAGCCCCAACCCGCCGAGCACCCGCUGCCGCCUCCCAGAAGCGGGGAGGGCGCCCCCGUGUUCCUGACGGGACCCCGGUCCCAGUGGGUGCUGCGGGGGGAGGAGGUGGUGCUGACGUGCCAGGUGGGGGGCAUCCCCGAACCCACGCUGUACUGGGAGAAGGAUGGGAUGGCCCUGGAUGAGGUGUGGGACAGCAGUCACUUCGUGCUGGAGCCCGGCCGCGCCGCGGGUGGCCCGGGGACGAGCCUGGCGCUGCGCAUCCUGGCGGCCCGUCUGCCAGACUCGGGCGUCUACGUGUGCCACGCCCGCAACGCGCACGGCCACGCGCAGGCCGGCGCGCUGCUCCAGGUGCACCAGCCCCCCGAGAGCCCGCCGGAGGACCCCGAAGAGGCCCCCGCUCCGGUGGUGGAGCCUCUCAAGUGCGCGCCCAAGACCUUCUGGGUGAACGAGGGCAAGCACGCCAAGUUCCGCUGCUACGUGAUGGGCAAGCCUGAGCCUGAGAUCGAAUGGCACUGGGAGGGCCGUCCCCUGCUUCCUGACCGCCGCCGCCUCAUGUACCGCGAUCGCGAUGGCGGCUUUGUGCUCAAGGUGCUCUACUGCCAGGCCAAGGACCGCGGGCUCUAUGUCUGCGCGGCGCGGAACUCUGCUGGCCAAACGCUCAGCGCUGUGCAGCUGCACGUCAAAGAGCCCCGCCUCCGCUUCACGAGGCCCCUGCAGGAUGUGGAGGGCCGGGAGCAUGGGAUUGCCGUGCUGGAGUGUAAAGUGCCCAACUCCCGCAUUCCCACAGCCUGGUUCCGAGAGGACCAGCGGCUGCUGCCCUGCCGCAAGUAUGAACAGAUUGAAGAGGGCACCGUCAGGCGCCUCAUCAUCCACAGGCUGAAGGCAGAUGAUGAUGGUGUCUACCUGUGCGAGAUGAGAGGCCGGGUGCGCACAGUGGCCAAUGUCACAGUUAAAGGGCCCAUACUGAAGAGGCUGCCCCGGAAGCUUGAUGUGCUGGAGGGAGAGAACGCCGUGCUGCUGGUGGAGACGCGAGAGGCYGGGGUUGAGGGGCGCUGGAGCCGUGAUGGGGAGGAGCUGCCAGCCACCUGCCAGAGCAGUUCUGGUCACAUGCACGCCCUGGUCCUUCCAGGGGUCACCCGAGAAGAAGCUGGCGAGGUCACCUUCAGCCUAGGCAACUCCCGUACCACCACUCUGCUCAGAGUCAAAUGUGUCAAGCACAAUCCUCCAGGACCUCCGGUGCUGGCUGAGAUGUUCAAGGGCCACAAGAACACGGUCCUACUGACCUGGAAGCCUCCUGAGCCACCUCCUGAGACCCCCUUUAUCUACCGCCUGGAGCGGCAGGAGGUGGGCUCUGAAGACUGGAUCCARUGCUUCAGCAUUGAGAAAGCUGGAGCCGUGGAGGUGCCAGGCGACUGUGUGCCCUCGGAGGGUGACUACCGUUUCCGCGUCUGCACAGUUAGCGAACAUGGCCGCAGUCCCCACGUCGUGUUCCAUGGUUCUGCUCACCUUGUGCCCACAGCUCGCCUGGUGGCAGGUCUGGAGGAUGUGCAGGUAUACGAUGGGGAAGAUGCUGUCUUCUCCCUUGAUCUGUCCACCAUCAUCCAGGGGACCUGGUUCCUUAAUGGGGAAGAACUCAAGGUUAACAAGCCAGAGGGCCAGGUGGAGCCUGGGGCCCUGAGGUACCGAAUGGAACAGAAGGGUCUGCAGCACAGACUCAUCCUGCAAGCCGUCAAGCACGAGGACAGUGGGGCCCUGGUUGGCUUCAGCUGCCCUGGUGUACAGGACUCAGCUGCCCUCACCAUCCAAGAGAGCCCAGUGCACAUCCUGAGCCCCCAAGACAAGGUGUCACUGACCUUCACGACCUCGGAGCGGGUGGUGCUGACCUGUGAGCUCUCGAGAGUAGACUUCCCAGCAACCUGGUACAAAGAUGGGCAGAAAGUGGAGGAGAGCGAGUCGCUGGUGGUGAAGAUGGAUGGGCGCAGACACCGUCUAAUCCUGCCUGAGGCUGAAGUCCGAGACAGCGGCGAGUUUGAAUGCAGAACAGAAGGGGUCUCAGCCUUCUUCAGUGUCACUGUCCAAGAUCCCCCAGUGCAUAUCGUGGACCCCCAAGAGCAUGUGUUUGUACAUGCCAUAACCUCUGAGUGUGUCAUGCUGACCUGUGAGGUGGACCGAGAGGACGCCCCCGUGCGCUGGUACAAGGAUGGGCAGGAGGUGGAGGAGAGUGACUUCGUGGUACUGGAGAAUGAGGGACCCCAUCAUCGCCUGGUGCUGCCUGCCGCCCAGCCCCCUGACGGGGGCGAGUUUCAGUGUGUCGCUGGAGAGGAGCGUGCUUACUUCACUGUCACCAUCACAGAUGUCUCCUCAUGGAUUGUGUACCCCAGCGGCAAAGUGUAUGUAGCAGCUGUGCGCCUGGAGCGCGUGGUACUGACCUGUGAGCUGUGCCGGCCCUGGGCUGAGGUGCGCUGGACCAAGGAUGGUGAGGAGGUGGUAGAGAGCCCAGCGCUGCUUCUGCAGAAGGAGGACACUGUCCGCCGCCUGGUGCUACCUGCUGUCCAGCUUGAGGACUCCGGCGAGUACUUGUGUGAAAUUGAUGACGAAUCUGCCUCCUUCACUGUCACAGUCACAGAACCCCCCGUGAGGAUCAUAUACCCUCGGGAUGAGGUGACCUUGAUCGCCGUGAGCUUGGAGUGUGUGGUGCUGAUGUGUGAGCUGUCUCGAGAGGACRCCCCAGUGCGCUGGUACAAGGAUGGCCUGGAGGUGGAGGAGAGCGAGGCCUUGGUUCUGGAGAGUGAUGGCCGCUACCGCCGCCUGGUGCUGCCCGCUGCCCAGCCUGCGGACGGAGGCGAGUUUGUGUGCGAUGUUGGAGAUGACUCAGCCUUCUUCACGGUCACUGUCACAGCCCCACCAGAGAGGAUCGUGCAUCCAGCAGCCCGUUCUCUGGAUCUGCAGUUUGGAGCUCCAGGGCGCGUGGAGCURCGCUGUGAGGUGGCCCCUGCGGGGUCCCAGGUGCGCUGGUACAAGGACGGCCUGGAGGUGGAAGUCUCAGAUGCCCUGCAGCUGGGUGCUGAGGGGCCUGCCCGCAUCCUCACCCUGCCCCAUGCCCAGCCUGAGGAUGCCGGGGAGUAUGUGUGUGAGACCCGCGAUGAGGCCGUCACCUUCAACGUCAGCCUCGCUGAGCUUCCUGUGCAGUUCCUUGCUCCAGAGGCAGYCCCCAGCCCACUCUGUGUGGCCCCUGGGGAGCCAGUGCUGCUGAGUUGCGAGCUGUCCCGGGCUAGCGCCCCUGUGUUCUGGAGCCACAACGGGAGGCCUGUGCAGGAGGGCCAGGGCCUAGAGCUCCAAGCSGAGGGUCCCCGCCGUGUCCUCUGCAUCCGGGCUGCAGACCUAACCCAUGCAGGUGUCUACACCUGCCAGACCGGGACUGCCCCAGAGGCCCCAAGCCUCAGCUUCACCGUCCAGGUGGCUGAGCCCCCUGUGCGGGUGGUGACCCCUGAGGCGGCCCAGACGAGGGUUCGAAGCACCCCAGGCGGGGACCUGGAGCUGGUGGUGCACCUCUCCGGGCCGGGGGGCCCUGCGCGUUGGUACAAGGACGGGGAGCGACUGGCGAGCCAGGGGCGGGUACAGCUGGAGCAGGCCGGGGCCAGGCAGGUGCUGCGGGUGCGGGGGGCACGGAGCGGGGACGCUGGGGAAUACCUGUGCGACGUACCCCAGGACAGCCGCAUCUUCCUCGUCAGCGUGGAAGAGCCACCUCCAGUGAAGCUUCUCUCUGAGCUGACGCCAUUAACGGUCCACGAGGGCGACGACGCCACGUUCCAGUGCGAAGUCUCACCGCCAGAUGCAGAAGUCACCUGGCUACGCAAUGGGGCCGUCGUCACUCCAGGGCCCCAGCUGGAGAUAGCCCGGAGCGGCUCAAGCCACUCCCUGACUGUGCGAGGCUGCAAGCUCGAGGACUCCGGGACAGUGACUGCACGGGCGGGGAGCACCGUCACAAGUGCCCGGCUGCAUGUCCGAGAGACGGAGCUGCUGUUCCUGCGGCGGCUGCAGGACGUGCGCGCCCAGGAAGGCCAGGACGUGUGCCUGGAGGUGGAGACCGGCCGGGUGGGCGCCGCGGGGGCCGUUCGCUGGCUGCGAGGCGGGGAGCCCCUCCCGCUCGACUCCCGCCUGGCCCUGGCCCAGGACGGCCACGUCCACCGCCUCUUCAUCCACGGCGUCGUGCUCGCCGACCAGGGCACCUACGGCUGCGAGAGCCACCACGAUCGCACCCUGGCCAGGCUCAGUGUGAGGCCGCGGCAGCUGAGAGUCCUGCAGCCUCUGGAAGAUGUGACAGUCAUCGAGGGGGGCAACGCCACCUUCCAGCUGCGGCUGUCCCAGGAGGGUGUGAUUGGGGAGUGGGCCCGGGGUGGAGUCCGGCUGCAGCCGGGGCCCAAGUGCCACAUUCACGCGGAGGGCCACACUCACCGUCUGGCACUCAGUGGCCUGGGCCUGGCAGACUCGGGCUGUGUCUCCUUCACGGUGGAUUCCCUGCGCUGUGCUGCCAGACUCACUGUGAGAGAGGUCCCAGUGACCAUUGUGCAGGGGCCACAGGACCUAGAGGUGACAGAGGGAGACACAGCUACAUUCGAGUGCGAGCUUUCCCAGGCCUUGGCUGAUGUUACCUGGGAGAAGGACSGGCGCGCGCUCACCCCCAGCCCCCGGCUCCGGCUCCAGGCCCUCGGGACGCGCCGCCUUCUCCAGCUGCGGCGCUGCAGUUCCUCGGACGCCGGGACCUACAGCUGUGUGGUGGGGACGGCCCAGGCCGGGCCGGUUCGUCUGAUCGUGCGCGAGCGCACAGUGUCGGUGCUUUCCGAGCUCCAGUCUGUGCGCGCCCGCGAAGGCGACGGCGCCACGUUCGAGUGUACGGUGUCAGAGACCGAGACCACCGGGCGCUGGGAGCUCAGAGGCCGCCCGCUAAAACCCGAAGGCCGCGUCCGCAUCCGACAGGAAGGGAAGAAACACAUUCUGGUGCUGAGCGAGCUGCGAGUCGAGGACGCGGGUGAAGUCCGCUUCCAGGCGGGACCCGCCCAGUCCUUGGCUCUGCUGGAGGUGGAGGCAUUGCCUCUCCAGAUAUGCCGCCGCCCCCCUCGCGAGAAGACUGUUCUUGCCGGCCGCCGGGCGGUGCUGGAGGUGACCGUGUCCCGCUCCAGGGGCCACGUGUGCUGGUUGCGGGAGGGGGUCGAGCUGUGCCCAGGAGACAAGUAUGAGAUGCGCAGCCACGGCCCCACCCACAGCCUGGUUAUCCAUAACGUGAGACCAGAGGACCAGGGCACUUACUGCUGCCAGGCCGGCCAGGACAGUGCCAACACAUGCCUGCUGGUAGAGGGUGACUAGCAGGACCCAACCAGGCAAGGCAGGUGCCCUCGGACAGCUUGAAAAGCRUGUGCCCUUACACAGGGCUGGGUGGGGUGAUGGGAACCAGAGGUGUUGGGAAACAAUAAAA
Messenger RNA from Urocitellus parryii (Arctic ground squirrel), 6113 nucleotides. It is a transcript of the gene Obsl1, whose product is annotated as obscurin like cytoskeletal adaptor 1. Lineage: Eukaryota; Metazoa; Chordata; Mammalia; Rodentia; Sciuridae. Gene Ontology annotation, molecular function: protein binding. The record is from RefSeq and is a predicted model, not a curated record.